GAUUUGAGUUACAUGAUAGUUAUUAACUCUUUUGUACAUGUAAUGAUGUAUCAAUUGAUUUUUUAGAAGAGGAGAUGUAAUAACAGAAAUCUUGAUAAUGAUACAGACAUAUACAUAACCAGUGGGAAAGUUAUCAUUUCAGAGGUUGCUCCACGUACGGAAAAAAGUAUAAAUGGAAGAAAAUUUUUAAAACAACAAUAAAAAGUGAUAGACUUAUUAUCACGACAGCAUUAUGAGUAAAACACCCCCAACACAGUUAAAACCACCAGAAUGUUCUCAGUGUGGGGGGAAGGCAGAAUACUACUGCAGGACAUGUAAACAAGAUUUAUGUGUACCAUGUAAGGAGGAACAUGUGAUAGACUUUGACACUAAACACCACGAUGUUGUGAUUGAUCGCUUAAAGUAUGGAGACAUUAUGUUACUAGAGACUUGUGAGAGACACCCAAACAUGACCUGUGAAAUGUGGUGCCUUUUAUGUAAGCUUCCUAUUUGUUCUUACUGUGUAGAGCACAGAAGUCAUGUACCCCAGGAUAUAAAAUUGGUGUAUAAAAUUCAUCAAAAACAAUACCAGCAAAGAAUUGUUCUUGUUAAAAGUGAAACCAUGCUGCAUAAUCUUGGUAUUCAGUCAGGAAUAAAUUCUGAUUUCAGAUCAUGUCAAACAGAAAUCUCCAAACUCCAGAAAAAUAUGAAAAUCAAAGCUGAAAGACUGAAAGAUCAGAUAGAUAUAAUACUGGAAGAUGUCAUGGAGGACUUCAGGGCAAAACUAAAAUGUUACUUCAACUCUGAACAGAAAGAAAAAAGGAGACACAUCAGAUCCAUACAACAACGUGUACACAGAUCUGAAGUGUUAGCAAACAGAGCGAUACAGUUUCUUUUAUUCUUUAAGAAAACCAAUGUUUUCAAUAUCAAUGACACUCUCAGUACAUCAAUAAAAAUAGGCCAAUCUCUGGGUAAGGAAAUCAACACAGAUGAUGUUUUUAAUGGCCUGGGAGGUAUCCAAAUUACAGAGACCAGAAAAAGAGAUGUAAGAAAUGAUCAGAUAUUUAAAGUGAUGUCUCCACCAAUAUUACAGAAAACUUUCACGGUAAAAAGUAAGUCGUUUAUGUCUAAUUUUAUUGGUCAUAUUUCCUGUGUAACACCAGACACUGCUUGGGUCAGCAGUUGGAACGAUUUAAGCUUGACAGAUACAUCGGGUGAAAGUUUAUAUUAUCUUGACAUUAAAUAUAUCGACAUACUCAAGGAUGGUGUACACACAGUGACUAGAGAAGGCAAUCUUGUAUACAUAGAUACCUAUUACAAAAUACACAAACUCUCGUUGAACAAUGAUAAAAAGUCUACAUUAAGGAUGAUAGCAGAACCUUGGAAACCAAACUGUCUCUACUGCUCUCCCUUAAAUGGAGAUUUUCUUAUUGGGAUGAUGAGACAGGAUACAAAUAAAGCCAAGGUAGGACGGUACAACAAUUAAGGACAUAAACUCCGACAUAACCAAGAUCAGGAAUUGUACGAUAAUCCCAGAUACAUCACAGAAAACCUAAAUGGAGAUGUGAUUGUUUCUGAUUUGAAUAAAGAUGACUCUGGUUUAGGUGUUGUUGUGGUGACAGACUCUAUUGGAAAACAUCGCUUCUCCUACACAGGAAAUCCAACCACAUCGGUGUUUAGACCAUAUGGAAUUUGUACAGAUGCCCUGUCCCACAUCCUAUUUUGUGAAUCAUACAGCAGGAGCAUACAGAUGAUUGACAAGGACGGUAAGUUCCUGGCAGUGCUGCUGACAGAAGAACAAGGAUUAAAGGAUCCAUACACCAUAAGCUAUGAUCACAAAUCACAUCUUCUCUGGGUCGGGUCAUGGCGAGACACUGUAAUCCGUAUUUACAGACAUAUACAGAGGCAUGAAUAUCUUACAGACUCGAAUGGCUCCGCCUCAAGUGGAUUGGUCAUGUGAGAAUGGAAGAUUCUGAAAGAAAUAAUGUUUAUAUUUAACAUGAUCUUUUGUAUGAAUAGAUUUUGUGU
This is a messenger RNA of Saccostrea cuccullata (small rock oyster), 2007 nucleotides long. RefSeq lists its product as uncharacterized. NCBI's taxonomy places the organism in Eukaryota, Metazoa, Mollusca, Bivalvia, Ostreida, Ostreidae. The coding region runs from base 233 to 1465 and encodes 410 amino acids. The record is from RefSeq and is a predicted model, not a curated record. Gene Ontology annotation, molecular function: zinc ion binding. The transcript has 3 exons.